AAAUAUAUAGUCUCCUUUCAAUAUACUGUGUGAGAAAAAUUGUAUGUGACAUUAUAAAGAUAACCUGUUGUUUGCAAAAUUAAUUGGCUUUUAUAUUUUGUACUAAAGCUGGAGAAAAAAUUGAAAUAUAUUCGGUAACACUUUUAUUUUGUAUUAAGUUGGCAGCGUAUCUAUUUCCAAUCCAGUAUUAAUGUCAUUUUUGUUUCACUGAAAUUUAUUUGUUGUCUAUUGAAAGUAGAAUGAAACGUCAAAAUAAUGUCAAAUAUGGUAAAUAUAAAACAAAUUUACCCUUUGUUUUCUCUGAAAUUUUCCACGUAUCCCCUUCCAGACCACAGUUUGAAAACCCCUGUUCUAAGAUGUGUAAAACCUAAUUUUCCCUAUUGUUAAAUUUAAUAUAGAUAAACUGAGCAAGAAGCCUUGCUUUAAAAUCUGCAACAGAUUUUCUCAUUUGAAUCUAAUGUAAUCUUAACCCAACCCUUAAGUGAGUUAGCAAGCCAGACAUCUCAGGAGGCCUGUUGCAAUAACCCUAUAAAAUAAAUGGAAAAAUAUUAGUAAAUCCCAGUGGCAAUCUUGACACAAAAGCAGGGAAAAAAUGGAAUAGCUAUUUGAACUAUUUAAAACAAGUCUCAUCGUUCUCUAAUAAAAUAACAGAUUAUAAGAUUGAUGGCUGUCAGCUCAUCAUUCAGCUUCCAAAUUGGCCAAAACAUUGAAGGGCGUGGCAAAGAAACGGCAGCACUUAAGGAAAGUGGGUGUGUCUUGUGGAGGCGACCGCUCCCUCCCUACCUAUAAAGCUCUAACCUAGUUCUUGCGCCAUUCCUCGCCUCUCACACCACCAAUCAUGGAUUAGCCUGCUCCAUCUUAAUCUCGUAAAUUGUUACAUUUGUUUAGAUUACCUUGUGCAUCACUGCUGUAUGGUUGGCCUCAUCUCUAACGACAUCCUGAGCUCUUUGCCUGCCCUCCCUCUUCUUGUAUAUACUUAUUACUAAAACCACCGUCUCUUUUGUACAAAAAGCUGCAUGUUGGUUAAUGGUUUUGGUUUCACCUUCAUUUUUUUUAUUUUUUAUAAUGGCCUUUUAUUUGUGGUGCGUGUGUGUAGAUACUAAUAUUUUCCCAGUGCAUUUAAUUUUUGCAUUACAUUUUAUUUUUCUUUAUGAUUGGAUCAGAUUAUAGCUGUUUCUAUUUUUGUCAUAUUGCUUUUGAUUUGCUUGAAUUUUUUUUUGUGGAUAUUUUUGCAUCUAAUUUCUUUCGUUCAAUACCCUCUCUUUUUUUUAAUUUUUUUAAAAGAAGUAUUUAAAUGCACAUACAUUCUCCCACACACUCACACACUUGCAGAUUGGGCCUCUCGAUGGUAACCUGAGGCCUCCCUCUCUCUCCAUCUUUCUUUUUGUCUAUCUGUGAAUCUAUCUACCUCUCUUGCCCCUCGAUCUCCUGUCGCUCUCGUUAAAGCUACAUACUCUGUUUUCGUGGUGGCUCUGUUGUCAUGGGGAUGAACUCACAAAAAGCUUGUGAAAGUUUUUGGUUUUAUGUAUAUGCAAGCUCUCUAUGUCUGUGCUGUUCUUUCCUCUUUGUUUAAUCUUAGUUGUUUAUGUAUUAAUGUUUCUCCCUGAAGCAGUUUAUAUAUGUAUUUAUGUGUCAUGAUACGUAUAUAACCGUACAUUCCUCCCUCCCUUCUCUUGAGACUGAAAGUGAAUUUGUAGACUCGGAGGAUAACAUUGGGCACCGACUUCUUCAGAAACAUGGCUGGAAGUUGGGACAAGGCCUGGGCAAAACUAUGCAGGGACGAACUGACCCUGUGCCCAUCGUUCUCAAAUAUGACGUCAUGGGAAUGGGGCGCAUGGAGAUGGAGCUGGAUUAUGCAGAAGAUGCCACAGAGAAGCGUCGGGCACUGGAGAUAGAAAAAGAAGACACAGAGGAACUGCGUCAAAAAUACAAGGAUUAUGCGGAAAAGGAGAAAGCCAUAGCCAAAGCUCUGGAGGACCUGAGGGCCAACUUCUACUGUGAGCUGUGUGACAAGCAAUAUCAGAAACAUCAGGAGUUUGACAAUCACAUAAACUCAUAUGACCAUGCACACAAACAGAGACUGAAAGAGCUGAAGCAGAGAGAGUUUGCUCGGAAUGUGUCUUCUCGUUCGAGAAAGGAUGGCAAGAAACAGGAGAAGAUGCUGCGGCGUCUCCAUGAACUGGCAGAACAAAGGAAGCAGCAAGAGCGUGUCCCUGGUAGUGGCCCUAUGUUUAAACCCACUACAGUGGCAGUAGAUGGUGAGAAGGGAGAAGACUCCAUGGAUGGUGUGCCUAUGACCAUAGAUUCCAACACAGAACCUAUUGAAGAUAAGGGAGUCUGUAGUGUUGGUGAUCAAGGCUCCCCAAGAACAACCCCUACCAUCAGCUUUGGCUUCAAUAAAACUAGCUCUUCCCCAACGCCCUCUGGAGGCUCACAGGCUCCCAAAGUUAGUGUCUCCUUCUCCUUAGCUAAAAAAGCCCCUGUCAAACUUGAGACAGCUGCAGCUGUCUUUGCAGACACUGGUGAAGAAGCAAUGGAGGGAGAAGAAGGUCAGGAAGAGGGAGGAGAAAAGACAGGAGGAGAGGAAGGAGCUGUGGAAUCUAACACCGAUAGCCCACAAGGUGCAGCAGGUGGUGAGGAUGAACAGUCACAACCAGAUGAUGGAGGAGCCCUGGCCUCCACUUUGAAUAAGCUGAAGAUGAUGAUGAAAAAGGAGGAAGGUUACUCUGGACAGGAGCCACAGUAUUACCAUUAUGUACCUCCUACACACUGUCGGGUCAAGCCUCAUUUCAAGUUUCUGCUUUUCAUGAAGGCCUCAGACCAGUGUGCCAGUAAAGAGGAAGAGGAUGGAGAAGAAGAUGAAAAAGCAGAAGCAGGUGAAGAUGGAGAGCAAAUAAAGCUAAAUGUCAGCAGCAAAUCUGAAAAAGAGACAGUGAACGAACCUACACAAGUGCAAAACACAACUCCUCCUACAUCAACCAAAAUGAAGACAGAGGAAGAAUCAUGUGGUAGUACCUCAGCGGGGCAAAGUAAUACAACAAAUUUAGAAAUCUCUUCCCAACCAGCUGAUACCAAGCAAGGAAUGUCUGAGCCUCCAGACACAGGUCCCCGCAUGCCAACUGGACCUUUUUUUCCUGUGCUUAGUAAGGAUGAAAGCACCACCUUGCAAUGGCCUUCUGAAUUGCUGGAGUUCACUAAGGCUCAGCCAUCCCUCUCCUACAGUUGUAAUCCUCUCUACUUUGACUUCAAGCUGUCUAGAAACAAAGGAAACUGGGCAGGGAAAAAUAGCAAAUCUGCCAAUCCAGCUAGCACUGAUGGAGGAGAGGGAUCCAAGUCUGGCAACAUGGAUACUACUCCUGAUGGAGUAGAGGGAUCCAAGUCUGGCAACAUGGAUACUACUCCUGUCACUAGUGGAGAGACCUGCACUGCCACAAUGGUAGCAGGACCAAGUACUGAUCAAAAGGAACAUUCAUCCUUAAAAGAGGGGGGUGCUGAUAAUGAGAACAAAGAGCAGAAAUUACAAAGUAGUGCAGAUGUGUCUGCAGGGACUAAGAAAAAGAAAAAGAAGAAGAAACAUAAGAAAUCAAGCAAGCGUUCCAAACGCAGCAAAAAAGCAGCAGUGGACGGGGAGCUAGAGAAUGAGACGUCAGAUGAUAAAACUAAAAAGAAAAAAAAACAUAAAAGAAAAAAAAGCAAAAAUAAACCAUGUGAUGCUGAGGAAAAUGAAGAGGGAGGUGACAGCAAGGAAAAAGAUAAGGAAAAAGAGAAACACAAGGGGGGAAAAGAUGGAGUGUCCUCUGCCCAGUCAUCUGGAGUAACUGUGUCCCAUGAUGGAGGAAAGAGAAAACGGUCCCACACGAUGUCACAGUGGUCUGGAGUUAAGGAAAGCAGUGAAGGAAAGCCCAGCUCUGCAGAGGAGCACAAUGGUACUAAAAUCCUUAAAUCUGACCCCAAUGCACCCGCAGCCUCUUGCUCUGCCUCAGCCCAGAAAAGCUUAAGUGGAGGUCGACCUCCCAGCAGUGACAGUGAAGAGGAUGGAGGAUCAUCCUCUCAACAUUCCCGACCAGCUCGCCGUCGCUCCACACCAAAACGUGAGCACCACAGACACUGCAGUGAUGAUUCAGGACAAUCAGGACGUUCACGUAGUAGAUCGUCUCAUGGAGGUGACCGUAACCAUAGACGCCACAGAGGUCAGAAGUCAUGCAGUCGAUCUUACUCAAGUAGCUCUGAGCGUUCCUCUGCAGGGAGCAGUGCUUACAGCCGCCGUAGUCACAGUUACUCAGACAGUUAUAGUGACUAUAGUGAUGAAGAACAUCAUCAUAGAUCAAGAAGACCUUCUUCAGACUCAGACUAUGAGAGGCGUGAUAGUGGGCGGUCUCACAGACGGCACUAUUCCUCAUCUUCCUCUGAGGAGGACUCUCGUUCACGAUCACGCUCACACAGCCGCAGAAAACAUAGGCGGAGACACCAACGGAGUAGUAGUCGCAGCUCUAGUCGCAGUAGUAGGAGCAGCAGCGCUCGCCCCUAUAGACGUAGCACUUAUAGUCACAGCCGUAGCUCUGCUAGUCGUUCAUCUAGCUCCACUAAGGGUUCUCCACAUCGACAUGGUCACAGCCGGCGAUCUGACAGCUCCACGCGACGACGUGAUUUCAACAGGUCGCGCAUUUACUGUUCCCAGUCUCCAAGGUCCUCCUCUUCCCGCACACAGGCACGAAAGAGCAACUCUUCAUCAGCACAAGGAACUAGAUGUAGUGGUGGAACUGCCUCAAAGGAAGGUGGAGGUGCUGCAGAACAUCGAAAUUCAUUCACAGCUCGGCAGCUACUGGAGAAAAUCCAGUCUCGAAAAGGAGGGGAUGAGUCUGGAACUGGCACCAAGCCAGGCAUCAAGAUCAAGGACCCUCCACAAGGAUACUUUGGACCCAAGCUCCCCCCUGCCCUUGGAAACAAAAGUAUUUUGCCCCUUUUUGGUAAACUCCAGGCAGGAAAGAAACCAUCAUUAUUUUCUCUUACACGUUUGAAUGAGAGUGAAAAGUCAGAGCAGGGGAAAAAUUCUGAUAGUAGUGAAGUUAUCUUGGUAGAACCCAUUCGUGAGUUUCCUCCUCCUCCACCCCAGCCACCAGUCCAACAACAAAAGCAGCAGCAACAACAAAAGCAACAGUUAGAGGAGGCCGUACCAAAUGCUGUAGUGUCAGAGGAGACCAGACAUCCAGUCUCAGACACACAGGCCCUUCAGGAGUCUCAGCCACAAUAUGAGCACGAUCCAGCUAUGAUGAUCCCACAAUACCAAGGUGAGGUAAGGCAAGACCCCAGUAAUCCCAUUUUGGAUGGACAUCUAAUGGGGCCUGAUAUGGGAACGCAGGCUGCUAUGCACACCUACGCUGGUUACUCCGCACCCACAAUGGAGGAUGGGGAAAUGGGCAUAGAAGCUGAAGAAGAUGGACUUGCACCUUUAGAAAGUCAACCAAUUACCUUUACUCCAGAGGAAAUGGAAAAAUACAGCAAGUUGCAACAAGCAGCUCAACAGCACAUUCAACAGCAGCUGUUAGCCAAGCAGGUGAAGAACUUCCCUUCAGCCGCAGCUGUUGCAGCAGCAGCUAAUUUGGCAGCAGCGGCUAACCUUGCCCAUGUACCGCCGCCUCCACCAGCUGCAUUGCAGCCUAUACACAUCCAUCAACCCACAGUUUCUGCAGCUUCUGCUACCUCCAUUACCACAAUGCAGCAUGCCAUCCUGCAGCAUCAUGCUGCUGCAGCCAUGGGUAUUCAUCCCCAUACCCAGCACCAUCAUCACCCUGCACAUGCCCAACUAGCCCAGGUGCAUCACAUCCCUCAACAUCAUCUAACCCCUAUUUCCUUGUCACCAUUGGGACAUUCCUUAGGCCACUCAUUGGGUCACUCUUUAGGACACACAGGAUUGAUUCCAGCUCACCACACUGCCUUUUUGUCAGGCCAACCAAUACAUAUUAUACCAGCCUCUGCGCUCCAUCACACCCCUCUUUCUCUACACCAUAUCCCCCAUGCUGCCCUUUACCCCACUCUCUUUGCCCAUCGGCCAGCCACUGCAGCAGCAGCAGCAGCAGCUGCCCUGCAGCUACACCCACUUCUUCAUCCUAUCUUCUCAGGGCAGGACCUGCAACACCCUCCAAACCAUGGCUCCUGAAAAUGAUAUCCCGCUCCUCUCAUGAAGAGGACCAGGCCCAGAAGUGUGAAAAGUUGAGUUUAGUUUGGGUGGCAUGCUAUGACUACCCACAAUCCUCUGUCCUCUAUGUACUCUGCUACCAUAAGGGCAUCUCAUCAGGACAAGUUUAUGGGUAUAUUUAAAAAAAAAAAAUAAAAGUAAGAUUUUCUUGGCUACCUUUUGAGAUUGUAAUGUGAUGAAAAUCAUGUGAAAUCAGGACCAGGAUAUUGGUCGGCAGUUAGUGGUAUAUCAUAUGUAUAUUCCGUCAAGGAGUAAAGAAAAUGUGCAAGGGUUUAUUUAUAGGCCAAGGACAUGGAUUUCAGAACUAGAUAAAGGACAAGAAACCACUGGCAUAUCUUUAGUCUUCUAUGGUAUGUCAUACAUUUUUGUUCAUUGUCUGAAGUGUUUCUUAUAUCCACAGGCUGAUUUUAGGCCUUAAGUGUGGCUUGAUAGGGUUGACAAGGGCAGUCUUAGAGGGUCAUUGGGAGAUUGUUUUUCUGUGUAUUAAGCAUUCUUGACUAAAUGAAUUAACUCGUAUGAAUAUGUGAAGAUAUAAUUGUGCCUGAUUCUCAAAAAACAGGCUGUGAUGAAUUUGACGAUGGGCCCACUACAAGUUUACCAUAAUAUUUGGUCAUUUUUUCAGCUCAUACUAAUUCUUAUAAAAGUACCAUACUUCUAUCAAAGGGUGUAAGAAAACAUGAACAACUUAUUUUUUGUGGUUGGUUGCAAAUCAAUAUUAAUGAUCUGAAAAUAGUGAAUGGAACAUGGACAUCACAAAUGUUGAUGUCACAAGUUUUUAUAUUGUCACAGGCUGUUGGAACUGCAUACCAGGUUACACUUUGGGAUUUGAGGGUUCCCAUCCCUUGUUAAUAAAAUUGUGAAAUAUUGCACUGAAAAUUUUACAUUGAGAUGCUGUUUUUUGCAUCUUGUAACAACUGUAUGAUUGUGUUCUGCAAUAAUUUUAUUUUCUAUUUUAUUUUAAAUUAUUUUGUUUCUUUUUUGGAAAAUGUUUUUGUUGUCUUUCUGUACAGUUAGUUCAAUGUAAAUAAACUUGUAAAAAGAUAAUGUAAAAUAAAGGUUUGUAACACCUGCUUAAAAAUGCUAAUAAAAAGAAUAAUGAAAAAAAAAGGAUAUGUAAACAUGAUCAGGGCUGGUACAACAGAGGUCAGGGGAGUAUUUGGAAAGUGGAGGGACAGAAGAAUAUUGUACAAGUUUUGGUGACUGUAAUUGUACUGUAAAUUGCAGCAAUGACAUUAGCUUUUUUUCUUUUAAGUCCUCGAUGCAUCAGCAAAUAAAAAUUUGACUUGUAAUCACUUAAUGUACAAGUAUGAUACUUUUAAUACCUAGAUAAAUCUAUGACAUAAAACUUAUUUAACCUGUAAUGUUAAAAAAAUACUUGGACAUUAAAAUAAAAUGCUUUGCACUUUC
Molecule: messenger RNA, 7603 nt
Organism: Myxocyprinus asiaticus (Chinese sucker)
Lineage: Eukaryota; Metazoa; Chordata; Actinopteri; Cypriniformes; Catostomidae
Product: G patch domain-containing protein 8-like
Exons: 7
Coding region: 1628-6157 (1509 amino acids)
Cellular component (GO): nucleus
Molecular function (GO): nucleic acid binding
Source: RefSeq, a predicted model, not a curated record